UUUUUUUCUUCCCAACUUAUUCUUUACUGUCAUUCACAAUGGGUCGGGGAAAUCGCAUGAAGAAGCAGGGUCCUCCCGCCCCACUGGACGAGUCCAAGAUCACUAUCUACAAGAAGCGCAAGGCCGCUGAGCCCGAGUCCAAGCCCGCCGAGGCGGGCAAGAAGCGGAGAAGAGCUGCCGCUGAAGAGGAGGAAGAGACUGUCAAGCCGGUUGCAAAGAAGAAGGCCAAUGGCGCUGUGAACGGCAAGGCGACGAACAGCAAGGCAACGAACGGCAAGGCAACGAACGGCAAGGCGGCCAAGGUGGAGGUGGCCAAGGCUAAGGGCAAGGGCAAGGAGCAGAAACCCGCCGCGGCUACAAAGAAGUCGAGUUUCAUGGAUUCGGACGACGAGGCGGAGGAUGAUGAGGAUGCCUGGUCCGACCUGGACGAUGAGGAGAUGCAGGAUGACGAGUUUGGUGACCUUGAUGCCGUGAGCGACGACGACGACGACGAGAUGGCCUCCGAUGACGAAGACUCCGUGGUUGACUCGGAGGAUGAUGACCACCCGCGCGAAGCCAUGUUCUCCGAUGACGAAGACCUCUCCGAUGCGGAGGAGAGACUGACGGCAGCCAACAUCGAGGGUCUGUCCCGGAAACUGGACCUGGCGAGACAGGAGGAGGAGGAAGAGGCCGAGCUCGAAUUGCAGGAAUCCGCCAUGCAGACCAACAUCGCGGGAGACCGUCCCGACGUGUUCGGCGACGACGUCGGCCAGCCCGGUCUGGCGCCCGACCUCCAGCUCCUCCGCACGAGAAUCACCGACACCAUCCGUAUCUUGGGCGACCUGAAGACCCUCGGCCAGCCCGGCAAGUCGCGAACCGACUACGUGAACCUGCUCCUCGGCGAUAUCUGCACCUACUACGGCUACACUCCUUUCCUCGCGGAGAAGCUCUUCAACCUGUUCACCCCCAUGGAGGCGUUUGCCUUCUUCGAAGCCAACGAGACGCCGCGUCCCGUCGUCAUCCGUACCAACACACUGCGCACCAACCGUCGGUCCCUGGCCCAGGCUUUGAUCAACCGUGGUGUCGUUCUCGAGCCCGUCGGAAAGUGGUCCAAGGUCGGUCUGCAGGUCUUCGAGUCUGCGGUCCCUCUUGGUGCCACCCCUGAGUAUCUGGCCGGUCAUUACAUUCUGCAGGCGGCUUCUUCCUUCCUGCCCGUCAUGGCUCUGGCCCCGCAACCCAACGAGCGUGUUCUCGAUAUGGCCUCUGCCCCCGGUGGUAAGACCACUUACAUCUCGGCUUUGAUGCGCAACACUGGUUGCGUGAUCGCCAACGAUGCCAGCAAGCCCCGUGCGAAGGGUUUGAUCGGUAACAUCCACCGUCUGGGCUGCAAGAACACUAUCGUGACCCAUUUGGAUGCCCGCACUGGUUUCCCCAAGGCAAUGGGUGGUUUCGACCGUGUCCUUCUCGAUGCCCCCUGCACCGGUACCGGCGUCAUCUCCAAGGACCCCAGCGUCAAGACCUCCAAGAACGAACGCGACUUCCUGGCCAUCCCUCACAUGCAACGGCAGCUGCUUCUGGCCGCCAUCGACUCCGUCGACCACAACUCCAAGACGGGAGGUUAUAUAGUGUACUCGACCUGUAGUGUUACCGUGGAGGAGAAUGAGAUGGUGGUCAACUACAUCCUGCGCAAGCGCCCCAACGUCAAGAUCGUCGACACCGGUCUGGGCGACUUCGGCAGCCCCGGUAUGACCAGCUACAUGGGCAAGCACUUUGAUGCCAAGUUGACCCUGACCCGCCGCUACUUCCCCCACCGCGAAAACGUCGACGGGUUCUUUGUUUGCAAGCUCAAGAAGACCGGCCCGUCCCCGACUACCAAGGCUGGUGACGGUGUGGCUGAGACCAAGUCCGACCGCAAGGCCAAGUCGCCGUCCGCCCCCUCCACCGAUGACGAGAGCGUCGACAAGACGCCGAUUGUCGACGAAGACGGCAUGGUUUUGGGGGCUGAGGGUGGUUCUUUCGGUCCUUUUGAGGAGGACGACCGGGAUGCCGAGCGCAUUGCCCGGGCGGAGCGUAACCGUCUGCGCCGCAAGGGUCUCAACCCGAAGGCCGUCAAGCCGAAGUCCUCGAAACCGAAGGGUGAGGGUGAGACUGAGCCUAAGGCUGCCGAGCCCAAGCCCAAGCCCGCUGCUGUCGAAGCCUCCCCCAAGACCGCAAAGAAGACCGAUGCAGACACCAAGACCAAGGCACCUGCCAAGAAAUCCGACAAAUCCAAGACCGAAUCCACCACCGCUUCCUCCCCCGCGACUCCCGCUACGACCGCUCCCUCCAAGAAGACCGCAACCAAGAAGGCCGAUAAUAAGACGGGCAAGGCCAAGAAGGCCGCCAAGAAAUAGUUUUGGCUGACUGGGUUAUGAUUCGUGUAUUUAUGUUGAGACAAAAAGCAUAGUCCUUGUUUUGGUAUGGGUGGCGCAUCAUUUUUGUUUUUUUGUUUGUCUUGUCUCAAUGGAUAGAUUCUUCGGUUGAAGUAGUCAAU
This is a messenger RNA of Aspergillus saccharolyticus JOP 1030-1, 2512 nucleotides long. Its product is annotated as rRNA (cytosine-C5-)-methyltransferase NOP2. The record is from RefSeq and is a predicted model, not a curated record. Gene Ontology annotation, molecular function: RNA binding; rRNA (cytosine-C5-)-methyltransferase activity. Gene Ontology annotation, biological process: rRNA base methylation; maturation of LSU-rRNA. The transcript has a single exon. The coding region runs from base 39 to 2372 and encodes 777 amino acids. Gene Ontology annotation, cellular component: nucleolus. NCBI's taxonomy places the organism in Eukaryota, Fungi, Ascomycota, Eurotiomycetes, Eurotiales, Aspergillaceae.